AUGAAUACGUCUCAGCGCACGGGCGUGUACGGCACCUAUCUUCUGGCCGUCUACGAUGCCAAUGAAGGAGAGUAUCAGAGUUGCUGCAAAGUGGCUACUGGGUUCACCGAUGAAUUUUUGGACAAACAUUAUGAUUAUCAUAAGGACAACGUGAUACCAAGAAGAAGAGCUGACUAUGUUGUGAGUGAAAAGAUGACGCCCGAUAUAUGGCUCGACGGAACACAGGUUUGGGAAAUCCAAUGUGCCGAUUUGAGUAUUAGCCCAGUCCACACCGGAGGUAAGGGGUUGUA
Perkinsus marinus ATCC 50983 is the source of this 290-nucleotide messenger RNA. Its product is annotated as dna ligase i, putative. Lineage: Eukaryota; Perkinsozoa; Perkinsida; Perkinsidae. The transcript has 3 exons. The record is from RefSeq and is a predicted model, not a curated record. Gene Ontology annotation, biological process: DNA recombination; DNA repair; lagging strand elongation. Gene Ontology annotation, molecular function: DNA ligase (ATP) activity. The annotation marks the transcript as partial. Gene Ontology annotation, cellular component: mitochondrion; nucleus.